AUGUCUUAUACGGAUGAGGUUAGUCUGAGAGACAGGCAGAUUGCCCUGAUCGUCAAGAUGCUGAUGUUCAAUCAGGACACGUCAACAGACGACCUGACAUCAGGUUUAGAUUGUCAGGAAGUAGUAUGGAAAGCCCUUGUAAUGGACUCCAAAGGAACGGCCAUUGUCUCGUCAGUUUUACGAGUCAACGAUCUUCUAAAAGCAGGCGUCACUGUUCACAGUCUCAUUCAACAAAAAAGAUCACCCUUGCCAGACGUUCCAGUCGUAUAUUUUGUACAGCCUACUCAAGAAAACGUUGAUGCUAUUGUACAGGAUUUGAUCGAGGACAAAUACGCCGAAUUUUACAUCAAUUUCACUUCGGUUCUAAAUCGAGAGCUCCUCGAGAAUCUCGCUAAACAGGUGUCUGCCACCGGUAAAACAGACCGUAUCAAGCAAGUAUUCGAUCAAUAUGCAGAGUUUGUCGUCACAGAGCCCGAUCUUUUCUCACUGGAACUGCCUUUGGUCUUCCGUCAAUUGAACAACCCAGAGAGUACUGAGAACUCCAUCAAUGAACUAUGCGAAGCCAUUGCCAACGGCUUGUACGACGCCGUUAUGACUGUCAAUUCUAUUCCAAUCAUUCGUGCCCCAAAGGGCGGUUCUGCAGAGGUCGUAGCCCGUCUGCUAGAAAGCAAAUUGAGAGACUACGUCAUAAACACCAGAUCGAACACAGAUUCCGUCCCACAUUCGCUAGAGAGAUUUGUGCUGGUUAUUCUCGACAGGAACAUUGACCUAGCCUCAAUGUUUGCGCAUUCUUGGAUAUAUCAAAGUCUGGUCUUUGACGUGUUUAAGCUCGCAAGAAACACCAUCACUAUCCCUACAAAAACGAAAGAGGGUCAAGAGACGGAAAAAAAAAUGGAUAUAGACCCAAAAGAUUUUUUUUGGUCGGCGAAUUCCCACCUACCCUUCCCAGAUGCGGUCGAAAACGUCGAAGCUGCGCUGGCUACGUAUAAAACCGAAGCGGAAGAAAUCACUAGGAAGACGGGAGUAAACGAACUCAGCGACUUGGAUCCUAACGCCAACAAUGACACCCUCAAUAUUCAGGAGGCUGUCAACAAACUUCCUGAGUUAACUUCGAGAAAGAUAAUCAUUGACACUCAUAUGAGCGUAUUGGCGUCUUUGCUAUCUCAGUUGGAGAGUAAAGGGCUAGAUGCUUUUUUCGAGAUUGAACAAGGGCAGGACUCUCCUAAAACAAGACAACGCUUUCUGGAGACUUUAAAGGACGGAAAGACGAAUAAUCUUGAGGAUAAGCUCAGAACGUUCAUCAUUCUAUACUUGACCUCUGCCACCGAUCUACCACAGACUUUCAUCAAGGAAGUGGAAAGCUAUUUCGAAAGUCAAGACUAUGAUAUCCGAUCAUUGACAUAUGUUUAUAAGUCAAAGGGAUUGAUGAAACUAUCGGCAAUGUCCUUACAGAAUAAAUCUUUGGAGAGCAGCGGAUUUGACGGUAAAAAUCAGAGCUCAAGUACAAAUUCUUCAGUUUUACUAUCUGGUCUAUCAAACAAGCUGUAUGGCUUGACAGAAGGUAAGAUUCAAGGUGGAGUGGGCUCUUUGAUCUCUGGUAUCAAAAACUUCCUGCCAGAAAAGAAGACGAUACCAAUAACAAAUGUCGUAGAAGCUGUUAUGGAUCCACUGAACAGUUCCCAGAAAAACUUGGAGACCACGGAUAACUACCUCUACUUUGAUCCUAAAUUGGUCCGAGGCUCUCACAACAAGAAACCCAAACGGCAAUCAUAUACAAAGUCAAUUGUCUUCGUUGUAGGUGGAGGCAAUUAUCUGGAAUACCAAAACUUACAAGAGUGGGCGCAUUCUCAGCCGGCAAACACUAAAAACGUCAUGUAUGGUAGUACUGCCAUCUUGACACCCGCAAGUUUCCUGGACGAAAUAGCUUCCCUGAAAUGA
Molecule: messenger RNA, 1938 nt
Organism: Lachancea meyersii CBS 8951
Lineage: Eukaryota; Fungi; Ascomycota; Saccharomycetes; Saccharomycetales; Saccharomycetaceae
Source: the annotation of a GenBank genome assembly